Molecule: messenger RNA, 1050 nt
Organism: Vigna radiata var. radiata (mung bean)
Lineage: Eukaryota; Viridiplantae; Streptophyta; Magnoliopsida; Fabales; Fabaceae
Exons: 1
Coding region: 1-1050 (349 amino acids)
Molecular function (GO): zinc ion binding; nucleic acid binding
Source: RefSeq, a predicted model, not a curated record
AUGACGGAGGAACACACUCAAUCUUCCGGUCUCUUGUAUCUCCAUCCAAGCGAAAGUCCUGCAAUUUCUCUCGUUUCCCCUCUCCUAGAAUCCAACAAUUAUCAUGCUUGGAGCAAAUCAAUGUACACAGCCUUAAGUGCGAAGAACAAGGUUCAGUUUAUUGACGGUACUGCUACUCCACCGCAAAAGGAAGCCGAUUCUUAUCACGCAUGGACAAGAUGCAACAACAUGGUGGUCUCGUGGCUCGUACACUCUGUAUCUCCGGACAUACGUCGUAGUAUCCUCUGGAUGGACAACGCCCAAGCCAUUUGGGACGACCUAAAAUCAAGAUUCUUCCAAGGAGAUCUCUUACGUAUUUCUAAAUUGCAAAACGAAGCCGCCGCUCUAAAACAAGGGGAAAGCACUGUGACAGAGUAUUUUACCAAGCUGCGCAUAAUCUGGGAUGAGCUCGACAACUUUCGUCCUGAGCCAACCUGUUCCUGUGAAGUCAAGUGCUCUUGCAAACGUACUUCAACAAUUACUCAAAGAAAGAAUGAGGAUCGGAUUCUACAAUUUCUUCGCGGACUGAAUGAACAAUACGGUAACAUUCAGUCUCACGUUUUAUUAAUGGAUCCUAUGCCUCCCAUCUCGAAAAUCUUUUCCUAUGUUGUACAGCAAGAAAGACAGGUUAUGAGCAAUAAUUUUCUCAAUGGGCUGGAAGUUAAACAUGUUGUCGCUGUUGGUAUUGUCACCUGUUCCUAUUGUGGCAAGAAUGGUCACAAUGAAUCGGUUUGCUUCAAGAAACAUGGAUUUCCUGCUAACAAAAAUACCACUGGUAAGAAGAUUUGCUCCCAUUGUGGCAAAAUCGGACAUACCAUUGAAGUCUGCUACAGGAAACAUGGGUUUCCUCCAGGUCAUAAACUUCACAAUGGAAAAAGUUUCAUGACUACAAAUCAAGAUACCAAGUCUGCAGAUGCCAUUGAUCAAGAGGUCCGCUUGACACAACAGCAGUAUCAAGCUCUCAUGGCCCUUAUCAAGCCCUCUAAUGACACAGGAGCCCCCAUCCACUAA